AUGAAUUUUUCCGCCGGAGCAGCGGCAUCCGAGUGGAGAGAGUUAAAGCCAUCUUUGAUGGGUAUCUCCCAUAUGAUAACUUCUGGUGGUCUGCAACAAGACAAUGCAGUUGCUGUUGGCGAACAAACUGGUUCGACAGGCAAUGCUUGGGAAGCACGGUUGCACAAAUACCAGCAGAUGGUUUGUAAUCUCCAACUCGGAACAAAAGCUUUAUCUAAUGGAGUAAAUUCAGGCCUUGAUUUUGGCCAAGGCUGGUUGAACUUCGUUAAAGUUGCAUCCUCUGGUCUCGAUAUGCAAGGAGGUAAAACGGCUGAAGAAAAUUUCAGUGUUGGCAGUACGGAUAACAAUCCUUCGCCAAACAUACACGAACAAACUAACAGAAAUGGUGUACAGGCACCGGCUGGUCAAGAUGGUGCAUAUGACAAGAAUGGUGCUUAUAACCGCAAUGGACAAACUAAUCAAAAUGCCGAUCAUUCACAAGUUGGACAAGAUGGUGCUUAUGAUCAGAACGGUCCAUACAUUCCGAAUGGCCAUAAUGGGCAAACCAGUCAUCAAUAUACAGAUAAUAAUAACAAUGAUGCAACGUCAAAUAGUCAUCACAGUUCACCCGAAACUCAUACUACUCAAAGUGGUGUACCAGAUAUGGGAGGUAUGACAAACUCGGUUCCAGGAAUGGAUGCACUUGGUGGUGAUGUACCAGAUAUGGGAGGUAUGGCAAGCUCGGUUCCAGGAAUGGAUGCACUUGGUGGUGGUAUACCAGAUAUGGGAGGUAUGGCAAGCUCGAUUCCAGGAAUGGAUGCUCUUGGUGGUGGUAUACCAGAUACGGGAGGUAUGGCAAGCUCGAUUCCGGGAAUGGAUGCUCUUGGUGGUGGUUUACCAGAUAUGGGAGGUAUGGCUAGUGCAAUACCAGGCGCAGACCUCUUAGGUGGAUUUGGAGGUAUUGCUAAUGCAAUUCCAGGUAUGGGAGGAGGUGCAGGCGGUAAAUCAAAUGGUGGAGGAGGAGCUGGUGCAAACGGAGGUGCAGGAGGAUAUGGAGGUGCGGGUGCUGGUGGAGGUGGCGGCGCAGGUGCUGGCAUUGGCGGAGGGGCGUUUGGUGGGGGAUUGCCAGGUCUUGGAAGUUUUGGAUUGCCGUUUUAA
Molecule: messenger RNA, 1137 nt
Organism: Ctenocephalides felis (cat flea)
Lineage: Eukaryota; Metazoa; Arthropoda; Insecta; Siphonaptera; Pulicidae
Exons: 4
Coding region: 1-1137 (378 amino acids)
Source: RefSeq, a predicted model, not a curated record